UUUCUCUCUCUCUCUCUCUCUCUCUCUCUGAUCUUGAGAGGACUACUUAGUCUAGAGCGAACGAGCCUCCCUCGGAGAUAAGGUCUCUCCUUUUUCGCAGGCUGUCUCGGAUUCUCUCCUUUUCCAUAUCUCCGUAACUGGGUUUCUGGGGUUUUAAGGAGACGAUGUCGAAAGCCGGAGCAUUUGAUCUGGCGUCUGGCCUCGGCGGCAAGAUCGACAAAAAUGACGUGCUCUCUGCUGUUGACAAGUACGAGAAGUAUCAUGUCUGUUAUGGAGGUGAAGAGGAAGCGAGAAAAUCUAACUAUACUGAUAUGGUGAAUAAAUAUUAUGAUCUGGUUACCAGCUUUUAUGAGUAUGGCUGGGGAGAAUCCUUCCAUUUUGCACCCAGAUGGAAAGGAGAGUCUCUUCGAGAGAGCAUCAAGCGGCAUGAACACUUCCUUGCCUUGCAACUAGGACUGAAACCCGGACAGAAGGUUUUGGAUGUAGGUUGUGGAAUUGGAGGACCACUUAGAGAAAUAGCUCGCUUCAGCUCAACGUCAAUUACUGGGUUGAACAACAAUGAAUAUCAGAUAUCAAGAGGAAAGGAACUGAACCGCAUCGCCGGAGUUGACAAGACCUGUGAUUUCGUUAAGGCCGACUUCAUGAAAAUACCAUUUCCUGAAAAUACGUUUGAUGCAGUAUAUGCAAUUGAAGCUACGUGCCAUGCACCAGAUGCAUAUGGAUGUUACAAAGAGAUUUAUAGAGUACUAAAACCUGGUCAAUGUUUUGCUGCAUAUGAGUGGUGCAUGACUGAUUCGUUUGAUCCCAACAACGCAGAACAUCAAAAAAUUAAGGCAGAGAUUGAGAUUGGUGAUGGCCUUCCGGACAUCAGAUUGACAGGGAAGUGCCUUGAAGCUUUGAAACAAGCUGGUUUUGAGGUCAUAUGGGAGAAAGAUCUUGCAAAGGAUGUAAAGGAGUCUCCUCUUCCUUGGUACCUACCUUUGGACAAAAGUCGCAUUUCACUUAGUAGUUUCCGACUAACAGCUGUUGGCCGCUUUUUUACUAAAAACAUGGUCAAAGCUUUAGAAUAUGUUGGACUUGCUCCGCAAGGAAGCCAAAGAGUUCAAGAUUUUCUAGAGAAAGCUGCUGAAGGGCUAGUCGAAGGUGGAAAGAAAGAGAUCUUCACACCAAUGUAUUUCUUUGUGGCCCGUAAGCCACUUUCAGCUGCAGAUAGUCAGUAAAUUAGUAGUGCAGACUAGUUAACCUGCCGCCGUGGUUUCAGAAUCCUCCGGGGAUUCGAACUAUGGAGAAGAUGUACGUUAGAAUGGAUCUGUGAUCAUGCCCAUCUGACAUGGAAGUUGUCAUAGCUGCUUGUGUGUGUUUUAUCCUGUGUGUUUAUUAUUAGCAUCUGUAUUUGUAUUUGUACUUGUCAACCUUGUCUACAGACAAUGAGAGAGCGAAAUUUCGACCCUGGUUCAGCUGGUUUGUUUGUUUGUUCAUGUAUUGUUUGUUU
Fragaria vesca subsp. vesca is the source of this 1492-nucleotide messenger RNA. RefSeq names its product cycloartenol-C-24-methyltransferase-like. Gene Ontology annotation, biological process: sterol biosynthetic process. Lineage: Eukaryota; Viridiplantae; Streptophyta; Magnoliopsida; Rosales; Rosaceae. Bases 165 to 1220 code for a protein of 351 amino acids. Gene Ontology annotation, cellular component: endoplasmic reticulum. The transcript is spliced from 14 exons. Gene Ontology annotation, molecular function: sterol 24-C-methyltransferase activity. The record is from RefSeq and is a predicted model, not a curated record.